CAUUUUUUCGAAGGAAUCUUCCUGAUUAUACAGGCAAAGACAAACUGUGAGUCUCACCACAACCCUUUAGCAGUUUUGUUUAAUCUGUUGGCGGACUGAAGACAUACUCUGCACGAAUAUUACAGACGCUCGAUUGUUUUUAAUCCGGGUCCAAGCGCAGGCUUAGCUCUGGGCUGCACUGGGCUGCAGAUGGCUGGUUAGCUCGGCUAGCUAACGUUAGCUGUGUCUGUAAACAAACACUACAGACAGUGAGGAAACAGCAGCUGAUAAACGAGCGCACACAUGCCAGGGUUGUUCGGUAGAUGUGGUCGAUCAUUCAGUUAGAGAAAGAGCCAACAUAACUUUGGAAACAUAACGUUGGGGGGGGGGGGGGGCCAGGAGCCAGGAGCCAGGAGGCAGUUUGACGCUGCAAGUCUGCAGGUUUGCGCCACAACUUCAGUUUUGAUGACACUGCGAGUUUCUCCAAACUAGGUAGGAGCUCAUUCGCUUUAGAGCGGGUCGGGUUCAGUCGGUUCUCGGGGUAAACACACACCGUACACCGACAUGUCGUCCUUCUCCGAGUCGGCUCUGGAGAAGAAGCUGACGGAGCUAAGCAGCUCGCAGCAGAGCGUCCAGACUCUGUCUCUGUGGAUCAUUCACCACCGCAAGCACUCGGGCCUCAUCGUCAAAGUGUGGCACAGAGAGCUGAAAAAAGCUAAAAGCUCCAGGAAGCUGACGUUCCUGUAUCUGGCCAACGAUGUCAUCCAGAACAGCAAGAAGAAAGGACCCGAGUUCACCAAAGACUUUGAGACUGUCCUUGUCGAUGCCUGCUCCCAUGUUGCCAGGGAAGCAGAUGACGGCAGUAAAAAGCACAUGGAGAGACUGCUGAACAUCUGGAAAGAGAGAGCCCUCUACAGAGGAGACUUCAUUCAGCAGCUCAAACUGGCCAUAGAAGACUCCAACAGCCCCAGGCCUUCAGAAGAGAAGAAGGCUGUGAAACGAAGCUAUCAGAAGAUCCAAGAAGAAGAAGAAGACGAUGAAGAUGACGACUACAGAAGCCACACCUCCCCUCAUAACGCAGACAUGUCCGCAACUCAGCUGACGGAGGAGCUGGUGAAAGCCCUUCAGGACUUGGAGAAUGCUGCAUCAGGCGACGCAGCAGUUCGUCAGAAGAUCGCCUCGCUGCCGCAGGAAGUCCAGGACGUUUCCCUGCUGGAGCAAAUCGGUGACAAGGAGGCAGCAGACAAGCUGUCGAAGACGGUGGACGAAGCGUGUUUGCUGCUGGCGGAGUACAACGGCCGACUGGCUGCAGAGCUGGAGGACCGGAGGCAGCUGGCUCGCAUGCUGACGGAGUACAUCAACAGCCAGAGGGAGGCGCUCAUGGAGAGAGAAAAGAAACUAGAGGAGUAUAAGCAGAAACUGGCGAGAGUGACCCAAGUUAGGAAAGAGCUAAAGUCCCACAUCCAGAGUCUCCCUGACCUCUCCCUCCUGCCCAACGUGACCGGGGGUCUGGCCCCACUGCCCUCGGCCGGAGAUCUCUUCUCCACCGACUGAGAGGGCAUUCGCCCAGAAAAACCACCCACAUGCCCCUCCCCGACCCAAACCCAGCCACAUGGUUGAUUCACAGAACAAUCCCAGCUGUGUCACUAGGUCAGAGUGCACAUGUGGUCAAACCUCCCUCGGCAAUCGUGCAAGACAAGAGUGAGGAAGGGACGCUAGAAGCAAGGUUUGGUGAAAUCAAAAUGCUCUGCAGAGGAGAACAGAGACUCUGUUGGCCUGGAUCUUUCCAGCACUUGCUCGAUCGACAAGGAUUCCACUCCACCAGCUUAGAACGAGUUUGUUUCCUGAUUGUUUUUACUUUUUUUUUUUUUUUAGGAGGAGGGGCGGGGUAAAGAAGCAACGCUUAGACAGACAUACAUGUUGGCUGUAAGGACGUGUCAAUCAAAGUGUCUUCCUGCGUGGUGUAUUGUGGAUUCUGUGAGCAAAGGUAUGCCAUUUGCUCUCACAGUUCUCCGAGGUUGUGACUACACUGUGAAGAGGAUGUACCAUUCAUUAGUUUUAUUUUUUUUGGUUUUCAGUUGGUGGCUUUUUUAUUGACCCAUAGGCGGUCUCGAUGUGUUUGUAUAAUUAGAGAAGAUAUCAUCAGAUUGUGUUCAGUGCAUGUUGCUUCAUGAAGGCAUGUGGUCAACAGUUUCUAGUGGGCACACUCAUUUCAGUAACACUUCAUAGAGACGGUGAUUAAAUAGGUUUCGUCCUCGUAGUAAAAGACAAUAGACAUGCCUUGGUUUUCGUGCCCCCCCCCCCUGUUUGCGAGCGCUUUUCUCGUUUACAGACUUCAACUUUGUGAUUCAAAGUUCCCAUUUGUUUUCAUGCAUUCAUUUGGACAGAUGCUUGAGAUAAUUCUGUUAUAUGUGUGUACUGGACAAGGUUUGAGUUUUACAAAUAAAUCCUGGAAGAUUGAGUAAACAUUUCAAAACGAGAUUGUUUGCUUUCCAACAGACUAUCUGGUCUUUAAUAGAAUCAAACCCUAAAACUCCGAAAUACAAUAUCUACAAGAACGGAUGAGAAAAAACUACAAAGUAUUAAAUAUUCAGUUUUAGUAUGCAGAGCUGGGCAAUGUAGAAAUAAAGAAACAUCAAGAUAAGUAGACCAGAUGAAGACCUUUUAUAUUACGUGUUUUGGUAUAAAAAAAACAAACAUUGGAUGUAAAGUGAAGUGGACCGUUUAAGGAUUCACAAUUAAAUUCAAUUCUCACAAUUAGUAUUAAAAUGGUGAAUACUAAUUUAUACAUAUUGCUGAGCCCUACUCGUGUGUAGACGCUCAGUGAUGAAGUAUUUUACUGAAGAGAAGCAGCAACAAAUUCACCCCUUCACGCCCUUUCUCAUGUUUCUUUUUUUUAAAAUGAGGACACAAACCAUAUCCCUGAAAUGUAUAUGUUAAGGAUAUGAGUCGUGGCUUAUUCCCCACAUCAUUUUUGGUACAAACAGUUUCAUAUGAUUCACUUAACCGUUCUCUGUCAAAGCCUGAACAUCAUGUAUUAUUUGUUUAGCUCAUAUUUGAUUUUCAAUUGUCUGUAUACCGAAAAAAAAUAUUUCAAGAAGUUUUAUAAAACUUAAUAAAAAUGGUUUACUUUC
Anarrhichthys ocellatus (wolf-eel) is the source of this 3113-nucleotide messenger RNA. It is a transcript of the gene rprd1b, whose product is annotated as regulation of nuclear pre-mRNA domain containing 1B. The transcript is spliced from 7 exons. The coding region runs from base 544 to 1533 and encodes 329 amino acids. The record is from RefSeq and is a predicted model, not a curated record. Gene Ontology annotation, biological process: mRNA 3'-end processing. Gene Ontology annotation, molecular function: RNA polymerase II complex binding. NCBI's taxonomy places the organism in Eukaryota, Metazoa, Chordata, Actinopteri, Perciformes, Anarhichadidae.